AUGGGGAAGGAGAGUGUGAGCCCCGAGGAUUCAUCUGUUGCAGACAGUAGCCAGGUCAUUGGCAAAGAGAAUGAUUGUCCAAGCGCAAAUGCUUCUCCGAUGGAAACUAAUGAUGAAUGUCAGACCUCAAAUAUUUCCAAUGAUGACCGAUUUCGUAUUGAUGUUGGUAGAGGACAGCAGUGUCAGAAUCCCGACUCAACCUCUAUAUCCGUGGCCGAUACUGAUGUAACAAACGAGGAGGAAAUAUAUGUGGCACCAAAUAUCGACAUGGAGUUUGAAUCAGAAGACCAUGCUUACAAGUGCUAUAACAAGUAUGCUAUUCUGAAAGGUUUCAGCAUAAGAAAGGAUUUCAUCAACAAAAGUCGGAUAGAUGGUUCUGUGGUGUCCAGAAGAUUCACCUGCCAUAGACAGGGUUUUCGUCCUAACAAAGAUUAUACAAAUCCGAAGAAAUUUCAACAAGAAACAAGGACCGGUUGCUUGGCACACAUGACUAUUUCUCGUCAAACAAAUGGCAAGUUUCGUGUCACAAGUUUCGAAACAGAACACAAUCACGAGUUUGUAACACCCAGUAUUGCCUAUACGCUGCCAUCACAGAAAAAAUUGAGUUUUGUUCAAGCUGUUGAAGUGAACCUAACCGAGUCUAGGUUGAAUGGAGUACCAAAACUAGGAAUGGGAUUCGAUUCUGAGGAGCAUGCUUAUGAAUUUUAUAAUUCAUAUGCUGCACAAGUAGGUUUCAGUGUUAGAAAAGAUUAUGUAAAUAGAAGUAAAGUCGAUGGUGCUGUGGCAUCGAGAAGAUUUACUUGCUUCAGAGAAGGUUUCCGGAAGAAAGAGAAGCGAGUCACGAAUGUAAAGAGACCGCGGAAGGAUACUAGGAUUGGAUGUUUAGCGCAACUGAUUAUUUCUCGUCAGCUGGAUGGCAAGUAUCAUAUAACUCAUUUUGAAGAAAAACACAAUCACGAACUUGUUGCUGCGUGUAGAGUUCAUAUGUUAAGAUCACAGAAGAGGCUAGCUGUGACUCGAGUUGAAGACAGUAUUGUACAUGGAUGCAAUGUGCUUCCCAAGCCGGUUGAAGGUUUUCUUAAUCUGGAUUAUGAUCCUGUGGAUCGUGAAUAUCAACUACCUUUCAAAUGCACACGAGAAAUAAAAGAGGAAGAAACCGAAAAGAUUAGGCACUACUUUCAAAUCAAGCAAUCAAAGAAUCCUUCUUUCGUUUACGCUUUCCAGCUUGAUGCCGAGAAUCGAAUGACAAAUAUAUUUUGGGCUGAUGCAAAGAUGAUAGUUGAUUACAGAGACUUUGGCGAUGUUGUUUGUUUUGAUACGAGUUAUAAAUUUUAUGAGGACUCGCGCCCAUUUGCUCCGUUUCUUGGUAUAAAUAAUCACAGGCAAAUGAUUAUCUUCGGGGCUGCACUUCUAUAUGACGAAUCUGUUGAAUCUUUUAAGUGGCUGUUUCAUGUUUUCAUUAAGGGGAUGUCUGAAACCAAGCCAAAGACAAUCCUAAUAGAUCAAGAUCCAAUAAUAGCCGAAGCUAUAAAUUCCGUGUUUCCUCAAACAAAUCAGCGAGUUUGUGUGUGGCAUGUCUACCAAGACGCCCUCAAGCGACUUAGUCUCGUAUCUGUUAAAUCCGAUUCCUUCGUAAAUGAUUUGAGCAGCUGCUUUUUUAAUCAUGACGAGGAAGAGGAUUUUGUUAUUGCAUGGAAUGCUUUCAUGGACAAGUAUAAUCUGUGGGAAAACGAAUGGUUGCGUCAAAUAUACGAAAGCAGAAACCAAUGGGCCAUAGCUUACGGACGACAUAUUUUUUGUGCCGACAUAGCAAGCUUGCUUGUGCGAGAAAAUCUUACCGGCAACCUGAAAAAGCACCUCAAGAAUAAUGACUCAGGUGUUCUUCCAUUUCUCAAGCAUCUCACGAAGAUGGUGACUGAUUGGCACUACAAGGAACUAGAAGCUAAUUAUGACACUAGCCGGCAUAUGCCCGCUCUAAUGGGCGAUAUCGUUACAUUAAAGCAUGUAAGAGAACCAUACACGCCAAAGAUAUUCGAGUUAUUCCAGAAAGAAUACGAAGCAUGCUUAAAUCUAGUGCUUAAGCAUUGCAGUGAGAGUGGAUCAUUGUAUAAUUAUAAAGUUAGCAUAUAUGAACAAGUCCGAGAGUAUACGGUUAGUUUCGACUCGUCUGAUGAGACAAUCUGUUGCAGCUGUAUGAAGUUUGAGUGUGUGGGAGUCUUGUGCUGUCAUGCAUUAAAGGUUCUUGACUAUAGGAACAUAAGGAUAGUUCCAUCGAAAUACAUCUUAAAGAGAUGGACAAAAGAUGCUAGAGUUUGA
Messenger RNA from Lathyrus sativus (Indian pea), 2316 nucleotides. The record is from the annotation of a GenBank genome assembly. Lineage: Eukaryota; Viridiplantae; Streptophyta; Magnoliopsida; Fabales; Fabaceae.